Trypanosoma conorhini is the source of this 1035-nucleotide messenger RNA. RefSeq lists its product as uncharacterized. The coding region runs from base 1 to 1035 and encodes 344 amino acids. Lineage: Eukaryota; Euglenozoa; Kinetoplastea; Trypanosomatida; Trypanosomatidae. The transcript has a single exon. The record is from RefSeq and is a predicted model, not a curated record.
AUGUUGCAUCGAACAAGUCUUCGUCAUGUACAUUUAUUUACCGCGCUUGUUCCUGUGAAUAGUGUGAAGGCGCCGCGUCUCAUCAGUGGGGAGCAGCUUGAGACGGCCAAAAAGGCGGUGGUGGAGGCUGAGCCGCUGCUCGGCAAGGCACCGCUGGGGGCCGCGUUUGAUCUCAUGGCGGACCUGUCGAAUUUUCACAAGCAGCGAGAGUUGGACCGCGUUCUGGAGGAGUGCAUCACGUUUUACCGCUCUGAGCUCUAUAAGCCUCCUGUCACCGACCCUUUUCAGCGGCUACAGUUACAUGAGGCAAUCAUGGCGGCAGGAUUUUACCAGCGCUCGGCAAAGAAGAGUUUUCUUAAGGGGGAAAGCACGCGGUUUGUGUUGAACCACUACAACUUCGAUCUCCGUCGCGAUAACUCGAUCACCCGCACCGUUCACAAGACUCUUCAAGAAGGUCGCACCUCAACCACAGAGUCGGACAAGUUGCUCGGCGAUCUCCUUCUUUUAGAGCGGCGUUUAUUUGGUCGGAUGCGCUUUGCGCCAACAGCAGGGAGGCAAUGGUUCGUGCUGGGGCUCCCACUGGAGGAUAUUAAAACCGAGGCAGACGUUCAUCGUGUACUUAAUAUCCCUGUCGUAAAGCAACACGGCAAUUUUGAAACCAAGGAGGAAGACCUUGGAAAACUCUGGAAAAAGAUUAUCGUAUUCCCCAACACCGAGCCCACUUCCAGCUUUUACGAAGAUGGUGGCAUUGAGACGCAGGUUGCUGAGAAGGAUUUGAGGUUGGAGUGCCGGAUUCAAAAACCGGCACCUCCCUUGGAAUUUUGGGAUCGUGUGAAGGAUACCUUGUUGCGAUAUUGGGUGAUUUGGUUUUCUCUGUGGAUUAUGUUCUUUAUGGUUGAUGAGGAGAUAAUUACUGUGGUGGCAUUAAUCUUUCUAAAGUGGCGUCAGACGCAAAUACUUGAGGAGGAGGCGGAGAAGACGGGGGGGAAAGUCUACAUUGCGUCAGCUUCAGGUCGCUCAAGGGACAGUCUCUGA